Molecule: messenger RNA, 645 nt
Organism: Fusarium proliferatum ET1
Lineage: Eukaryota; Fungi; Ascomycota; Sordariomycetes; Hypocreales; Nectriaceae
Exons: 1
Coding region: 1-645 (214 amino acids)
Source: RefSeq, a predicted model, not a curated record
AUGGGUCAAGAAGAAGUCGUUCUGGAGGUCCUCCCCCCUCCUCCGGGUUACUCACCCUCAAAUCAAGAUGUGGAAUUUAUUAUGCCUACGUCUUUCACCAUCCAUAAACAAGGCGAUUCCGAGGUGAAAUUCAACAUACGCGGCAACUCCGGCAGCACGCCACUUUCAAUCGCAUGCACAUACAAAAACACAGAAGACGAUUUCGAAGCCAGAGUAAAUCUCCUCCCUCGAAAGGAUGAAAACGCAUCGCCACUAGCAACAGUAAAAUACUCCCGCCACAGCGCUGAGCUCGAAUUCACCAACACAUCUUCUCCUGCACAUAUCACCAUGCACUAUCGUCUCUUGGGCGAUAGAAACGCAACUCAUUCUUUCAACGUCAACGCGCCGCAGCGAACAAGUUUUGAGUGGAGAAAUCUUGGCGAUGGUGAAGGAUGGAAACUGUACAUGGGCUCGAGGCCUGAAGUAUUGGCGGUAGGUGCGCUGAAUAUGGGUUCUGAUAAACCUACACGAUUUGAAUUUAAAGACUUGGAGAUGGCGAAGGAAUUGGAUGAGCAUUGUAAAUUGGUGAUUGUUGCGUCGUGGUUGAGGAUCUGGGACAAGGUUAGGAUCCAGUUUAGACGUCCGCCUGAUGAGGGUGAGACAUAG